ACUACGGAUUAAACCAAGAGUACAAAUAUGUCCAGUUUUUACAAGUUGAUCGCUUUAGUUACACUGGUGUCAAAAUCAACUUGUGACGAGGAUGCAUUUCUGUAUGACGUCUUCCCCUCAGGAUUUCAGUGGGGCUUUUCCUCAUCAAGUUAUCAGAUUGAAGGAGCAUGGAAGGAAGACGGGAAAGGAAUACACAUCUGGGACACAUUUGUCCACCGAAUUCCAUCCCCGAUUCCGGACAAGAGCAAUGCAGACAUUGGAUGCGAUUCGUACCACAAAUAUGACCAUGACGUCUCACUCCUCAAAUAUAUCGGGGCAGGUGUUUAUCGGUUUAGUUUAUCCUGGACCAGGAUUCUUCCAAUGGGGAGAAUUGAUUACAUAAAUCCUGCCGGGAUCCAAUACUACAACAAUUUGAUUAACCUCCUCCUUGCCAACGGUAUCGAGCCGAUCAUUACCCUACAUCAUUGGGACUUGCCCCAACCUCUUCAGGAUCUCGGUGGCUGGCCAAAUGAAGAAGUAAUCCAGAAUUUUAUUGAUUUCGCAAAUCUAGCCUUUCACACGUUUGGGGAUCGUGUCAAGAAAUGGGUCACUUUUAACGAACCGAAUGUAAUGUGCAUGCACGGAUACAUAACUGGGACACAUGCCCCUGGACACAAAAAUAUCAAUCAAGCCGUAAACUGUAUCCGUAACGUGAUAAAAUCACACGCGCGGGUUUAUCGUCUCUACGACCGGGUUUUUCGUCCUUACCAAGGUGGUAAGGUGGGAAUGUCCCUAUUCUCAUACUGGCUGGAACCAAAAGAUCCGAAGAACCCGGCUCACCAAAAAGUUGCUGAAUAUUGGAUGCAAAUCAUGUGGGGGAUUUUCGCGUUCCCAAUCGUUUUUGGAGAUUAUAACGAAGAAACGAAGCAACUGCUGGGAAAAUUUAAGAAAUUCAAGUUGACAUCGUCCCCGAUAGAGUUCACUUUGGAAGAAUCUGUCGAAAUAAAAGGGAGCUACGAUUUUUGGGGGCUUAAUCACUACUCAACAUUCCUAGUGGAGCCGAGCAAAGUGAUAACAUCCAUCGUGCAUGGAGACCUUACCGGCUUAGUGCUGGGAAUCAAGAUAUCGACCGAUCCGAACUGGCCGGAAAGUGCAAAAUACGAUCUAACCAUAGUUCCUUGGGGUUUUAGAAAGAUGUUGAACUGGAUCAGAGAGGGGUAUGGAUCUCCAGAAAUUUACAUUACGGAAAACGGAUAUCCCGACUCUCCCCAAACCGGACUCGAAGACGUUGCCCGGGUGAAAUUUCAUCGCGAUUACAUCAACCAAAUGUUAAAGGCCGUCAAAAUCGAUGGUGUUCGAGUAACCAUGUACACGGCGUGGGGUCUUCUAGACUGCUUUGAGUGGUACUUCGGAUACACCGUAAAUUUUGGAGUCGUCUACGUCAACCAUAGCGAUCCUGAAAGACCUCGCACGCCAAAACUUUCAUCUUCUUGUCUUCAACAAAUUUUUGCCGAGAAUGGAUUUCCCCAAACAAGCUUUCCACUUUUAAAAAUAGGAUAAAUUAUUUGUCCUAAUAAAUAUUCUUCCAGCGAGUAAGUAUUGCAAAAUAAAAUAUAACGAUUUC
Molecule: messenger RNA, 1603 nt
Organism: Folsomia candida
Lineage: Eukaryota; Metazoa; Arthropoda; Collembola; Entomobryomorpha; Isotomidae
Product: lactase-like protein
Exons: 9
Coding region: 28-1539 (503 amino acids)
Biological process (GO): carbohydrate metabolic process
Molecular function (GO): beta-glucosidase activity
Source: RefSeq, a predicted model, not a curated record